AUGCCUGGAAAGACAUCUAUAGCUAUCGCCCAGGCCAGACUACCUUUGAAAGAGACGACCGGACAUACGGCAAAGCAGUCAAUGGUCGAGAUUGUAAAAUGGUACAACUGGAUGAGUUUCGACAUCAUCGGAGAUCUGGCCUUUGGGCAAUCAUUCGAUUGUUUGAAGAUGCAAAGCUACCAUCCCUGGGUAGAGAUAAUCUUCGGCAAUCUCAAAGGUAUUGCUGUCAUGGGGGCUUGCAACCGCACCGCUAUUGUACGGCACCUGCUGCCCUAUCUCAUUCCCAAGCGCCUUGUUCAGAUGAAGGAAGACCAUCGGGCAGCCACAGUCCAGACCGUCAGUCGUCGUAUGGCGCUCGAUACCGAUGGCCCAGAUUUCUUGGCACCCAAUAUCAAGCACAACAAUGAAAAGAAAGGUGGCCUAAACGCGCCCUGA
Messenger RNA from Letharia lupina, 435 nucleotides. RefSeq lists its product as uncharacterized. NCBI's taxonomy places the organism in Eukaryota, Fungi, Ascomycota, Lecanoromycetes, Lecanorales, Parmeliaceae. Bases 1 to 435 code for a protein of 144 amino acids. The record is from RefSeq and is a predicted model, not a curated record. The transcript has 2 exons. Gene Ontology annotation, molecular function: oxidoreductase activity, acting on paired donors, with incorporation or reduction of molecular oxygen; iron ion binding; monooxygenase activity.